AUGGGAGUUAGUGGCACUUUGGAGUAUUUAUCUGACUUGGUGGGAAGUGGUGGACAUAAACACAAGAAGAGGAAGCAGUUACAGACCGUAGAGCUCAAGGUCAGGAUGGACUGUGAUGGUUGUGAACUUAAGGUCAAGAAUGCCCUUUCUUCCAUGAGCGGAGUUAAAAAGGUGGAUAUAAACAGAAAGCAGCAAAGGGUGACUGUCUCAGGAUAUGUUGAUUCAAAUAAGGUGUUGAAGAAGGCAAAGUCAACAGGGAAAAAGGCAGAGAUUUGGCCAUAUGUUCCUUACAAUUUAGUGGCUCAACCUUACGCUGUUCAGGCUUAUGACAAGAAGGCACCUCCCGGUUAUGUCAGGAAUGUAGAGAACGCUGCCACCACAGGCACUGUGACCAGAUACGAGGACCCCUACACCUCCAUGUUCAGCGAUGACAAUCCAAAUGCUUGUUCUAUCAUGUAA
Molecule: messenger RNA, 459 nt
Organism: Dovyalis caffra
Lineage: Eukaryota; Viridiplantae; Streptophyta; Magnoliopsida; Malpighiales; Salicaceae
Source: the annotation of a GenBank genome assembly